Chelonia mydas (Green sea turtle) is the source of this 2500-nucleotide messenger RNA. It is a transcript of the gene PHOSPHO2, whose product is annotated as phosphatase, orphan 2. Bases 1164 to 1889 code for a protein of 241 amino acids. The transcript is spliced from 2 exons. The record is from RefSeq and is a predicted model, not a curated record. Lineage: Eukaryota; Metazoa; Chordata; Testudines; Cheloniidae. Gene Ontology annotation, molecular function: phosphatase activity.
CGGCCCCCUGCGGCCCGGCUGCCGUCCGUGAGGCCGAGUCUUCCCGGCUGCUGCCGCCGCGAGCCUCGCCCGGGCUCCUGUCGGAGCUCGCCUCUGGGGCCUCGCCAGGCCGGGACGCCGCGUCCGGCGCUAGCACAACGCUGCCGCCGCCGGCCUCCCAUCCCUGCCGGCACCUGCCCUGUGGCCACGUCGCUGGGCUCCCAUGGUCCCCGGGCUACUAUGCAAACGGCCUGCCCGGCUUCUGAGAGAGUCCCUGGCCGGCCUCCCCCCCUCCCGCCGCUCCGUUCCGUUCGCGCCAGCCUCUCCUGCGGGCCGUCUCGUGGCGUCCUGCUGGCUGCCCCUCCCUGCGGCAGCUCCCUUCCCCGGAGCGCAGCUGAAAACCUUGCUCGCCUUUGCCUGUGCUCUGCGCUCCCUCUGCUCCUGUGUCCUGCUGUGGGGGGCUCUGGGGUUUUUGGGGGGGGGGGCGGGGAUGGAGUUUCCAAAAGAGUGAUAUUGUCUAAUACUGGAUGAUCCUUUCUCCUUCUGUGUGAAGUGUCCUUUAUAGAGUUACUGGCUGAGACGAGAGAGAGUUCGAGCUGUAGCUUAAAUAUUGUUAACACAACCGUGUCGACUUGCCUGGCUUCUUUCCGAAUGAAGAAAAGGUGAUGAACGAACUUAUUACUAAGAUAAACAAAAUAUGUGCCUACAACUGCGCUAACCAAAGGGUGAGGUGUUUCCUCCAGGGUAUUCAGAUACCCUGGGGCUGGUCCAUAAACUCUAAUGCUGCAGGACCACAGUAUAUUAAGAGUCACCUACAUAUCUCCCCAUAGCAAGUCAACACUAAUAUUCACCACCAGCAUUAUUUGCUUUCUUGAUUUUGAGUCAACGUGGCUGCUUGAAUGUUGUUACUAAUUGUUGUUGUUUUUAAGGGGUGGGUGGGAGAAAACGGGUUAAAGUCCUAGCAACAGCAGCAUCUCCAAAUGUGUGUCUCAAGUUUUUCAUAAAAAGCUUCUAUCUCCUGUCUGCAAGCUGAAGAAUUUAAGCUGUGAGGGUUGCUUUGGCUGGUGAUGUGGAUAAAAAUUUUUAGAACUCAAGUGCAACCUGGCUGUUUAAAUGAUGCUGUCCAAGGAAUGCAAGAUUGAGCUUGUGUCAGCAAAGACUAAAUAUAUUCUUAUCUAACAACUAUGAAGUUUCUGCUGGUUUUUGACUUUGACUAUACGGUCAUAGAUGAAAACAGUGACACCUGGAUUGUGAAAUGUGCUCCUGAGGAAAAACUGCCUAACAAACUAAGAAACUCCUAUCAAAAAGGACAUUGGACAGAAUAUAUGAGCAGGGUCUUUAGAUAUUUGGGAGACAGUGGAGUAAAAGAAGAUGAAAUGAAAAGAACUAUGACAACAAUUCCUUUCACUACAGGAAUGAGAGAUCUUUUAGAUUUUAUUGGCAAGAACAAAGAUUUAUUUGAUUGCAUAAUAAUUUCAGAUUCUAAUACAGUAUUUAUUGACUGGAUUUUAAAAGCUGCUAACUUUCAUGAAGUGCUUGAUGAAGUGUUUACAAAUCCUGCAACUUUCAGUGGCGCUGGCUAUCUUACUGUGCAGAAUUUUCACACUCAUCAUUGUGCAAAGUGCCCUAAAAACCUCUGCAAAAGAAAAGUGUUAGAAGAAUUUGUAGAUAAAAAGUUACACCAAGGAGUAAAAUAUACAAAAAUUGUAUAUGUAGGUGAUGGUGGGAAUGAUCUCUGUCCAGUAACUUUUUUAAAGAAGGAUGAUAUUGCUAUGCCCAGACAAGGGUACACAUUACAGAAAAUGAUUUCUCAGAUGUCUGAGGAUCUUGAUCCUGUGCAGUCUUCUGUUCUAGUUUGGUCAUCAGGUAUUGAAAUUCUGUCUCAUUUGAAAUUACUUAUGAAGGAGUAACUCAAACUAUAGAGAUGGGUAAAAGUAAAUUGGUAAAGGUGUUUUAUCUUGUGUGGAGUGAAUAAUACUAACCAUAUCUGUCUCAAAGCACACAGUCACAAUUUUGGGAUGCUAUUAUCUGAAACUAAGGCAUUGAAAUACAGGCUAUAAAGUAUUGUGUUUACUCUUUACCGUAAUAGGAAAGUGAGCAUGUUGAAAUGGAUUAUUUAUUAUAUGGAAAAACACUUAGUAUGAGCUUUUUCCAUUCAUGUAAAUGGGGGGUGGCAGGGAGGGCACAGGGGGAAGGGAGCAGGGAGAAAGGCAGGAAAGAGGAUAAUUUAUUACAACUUUUUUUUUUUUUCAAAUCUUGACUUUACCAGUUUGUGCAAAUUACUUCUCGUCAGAUAUUUAGGGGGAGAGGCAGGGUUAGUGCACAGAACAAUGGCUUUUAAUGGAGGGUUCAUCUAUACGUAUAAGAUUUAUAUUAGGCACUAAAAGCAAGGUACUGCCACUGUUGGUUUUGUAUAUUUGUUAAAGCAGCAAAAAUAUUUUAAUAUGUAAAUUAAUGUUUAUGGUCUUGUAUAUUUGGUUUAAAGGGACAUAUUAGUAAAAUAUUUGGUAUUUAUUUUAAA